Molecule: messenger RNA, 2770 nt
Organism: Pipra filicauda (Wire-tailed manakin)
Lineage: Eukaryota; Metazoa; Chordata; Aves; Passeriformes; Pipridae
Product: sodium channel protein type 5 subunit alpha-like
Exons: 3
Coding region: 450-1781 (443 amino acids)
Biological process (GO): membrane depolarization during action potential; neuronal action potential; sodium ion transmembrane transport
Cellular component (GO): axon; voltage-gated sodium channel complex; plasma membrane
Molecular function (GO): voltage-gated sodium channel activity; protein binding
Source: RefSeq, a predicted model, not a curated record
UGAAUCGUAUGUAAUUUUUAAAAUAUGAAAUAGAUUUGUAAAGCUUCAGAAAGGCUCUCACACUUGAGAGAACUGACUUGGGAACAUUGCCUAGACUAGGCUUCCAUGAUCAGACCCAGAUCAACUCUUUCCAGUACAUCUUUUCAAAGAUCAAGGGGAAAAGGAGAAACGGUGAACAUACAGUUUGUCUCUGUGCUCUCUUAGGUCCCACUCAGGACAGCUGUACCUUACUCAUUUUUACAGAAAGUUGCUGGAAUUUAUUUAGGGAACUGCAUAAACUUCAGCUGAACAACAAUAUUCUUUUCCUUUACUUAGGUGGAAAGGAUCUAUUUUUGACUGAGGAACAGAAAAAGUACUAUAAUGCCCUAAAAACACUUGGAUCCAAGAAACCUCAAAAACCCAUCCCAAGACCACCGAAUGCAUUCCUGGGAUUGCUGUUUGAUAUCGUAAUGCACAAAGCAUUUGACAUCAUCAUCAUGAUUUUCAUCUGCCUAAAUAUGUUUGUUAUGAUGGCAGAAAAUAACCAGGAAGGCACCAAGGAAGUUCUUAAUAAAAUCAACUAUUUUUUUGUGGCUGUAUUUACGGCGGAAUGUGUCAUAAAAAUACUGGCCUUAAGACAGCAUUACUUCAAAAGCAUCUGGAACUUGUUUGAUCUUAGUGUUGUGGUCCUUUCAAUAGUCAGUAUUGGAGUUUCUGAAGCCUUUCAAAAAUUCAUCUCUCCUACACUUUUGAGAACUAUUCGUUUGGUGCGAAUUGGCCGAAUCCUGAGAUUGGUUCGAAAAGCAAGAGGAAUUCAAACACUUGUCUUUGCAUUACUGAUGUCUCUUCCUGCACUGGUCAACAUUAGCCUUUUGCUUUUCCUAAUUAUGUUCAUUUAUGCCAUUGUGGGCAUGGCAAACUUUGCCUGUCUUCCCUGGGAAGGUGGGAUUGAUAACAUUUUCAACUUUCAAACCUUUUCUGGUAGCAUUCUCUGUCUCUUCCAAAUUACAACAUCAGCUGGCUGGGAUACUCUUUUGGCCCCUUUGUUAAGUGAAUCUGGUACAUGUGCUCCCAACUUAAAUUUAACAGAGACAGAUAAAACUACUUGCAAAAAUAGAGCAUUUGGUAUUUUUUAUUUUGUAAGCUAUGUCAUUAUAUCUUUUCUCAUUGUUGUAAAUAUGUACAUAGCUGUCAUUUUAGAGAACUUCAAUAUUGCCACUGUAGAAAGCACAGAUCCUCUUUGUGAGGAGGACUUUGAUAUGUUUUAUGAGACCUGGGGAAAAUUUGAUCCUCUGGCAACACAGUUUAUUGACUAUUCUGCUCUUUCAGACUUUGCAGAUGCUCUGGCAGAACCCUUGCGCAUUCCAAAGCCCAAUAACAUCCAGCUCAUAUCCAUGGACCUCCCUCUAGUGAGUGGAGAUAAGAUCCACUGCUUGGAUAUCUUGCUUGCUUUCAGUAAACGAGUCUUGGGAGAAUGUGGAGAUUUUGAUACACUUAAAUUACUGAUUGAAGAAAAAUUUGUGGCUGCCAAUCCAUCAAAAAGAUCUCACAGGCCAAUUUCUUCUACAUUUAAGAGAAAACAAGAGGAGGUAUCAGCAGUUAUUAUCCAAAGGGCCUUCAGGAGGUAUUUGAUACAGUGUUCUUUCAAAAGUACAUCUUUCUUAUGCCGUCACAGACAGACCAGUGCUGUCUUUGGAGAAGAAACGCGGGAGAAGCAAAGGCUUAUUGUAUCAAUGCUUAAUGAAAGUAGUGGCAGGAAGAUACAUAAAUCACGGUCUGUUUCUUCCACAUCUCUCCCUUGACUUUAUGAUGCUGUUGCUGAAACCAAUAAGCUGGGCACAUAAGGUUACCCCAGGCUGCAGCAUUUUUGACAUUUAAAGCAAAGUGACUGAUUUUCAGAUGGAGACAAUUCGUGAAUCCCAGAGCAUAAUACUCUGAAUUUAGAAUAAUGAUGGCAGCCUUCAAGCAUUGUGAUUGUUCAAAUUUGCAAAUUCUCCUUAAAAUCAUUAAGAUCUGAACAACUAUGUCGUAAAUAUUGGAGGAAUAUCAAACCAUAGAACGUUUUUGUCUGUUACUGGAGUAGGUGGGUUAAUUUUUUCACCUGCCAGUUUUGUCCUAGUUCAUGUGUUUAUGGAAGAAAUCCAUAAAACAUCAGUUGUGAGCAUAGAUUUAUAAACACACAAGGCUCUAGAAUAAUGUAUAUGUCUUUAGAGAUAAUCAGUAUUUCCAACUAGGCUUUAUUGUAGCAAAAUUAACUAAUUACUACACUUCUGUAAUAGAGCUCAUUCAGGACACUCGAGUAUAAUCAGCCUCUAACUUUGAUGGUUUUGGGACCAUCCUCCUCCUAGCAUGUUUGGGUGGAUUUGUUUAUGCUUAAGAAUUUUGGAGGUGUCUUUAUAUGUGCACCUAAAUGGAUUUAGCAGAUCAUCCUCAGUUGCCUGUGCAUAAAAGUUGUACAUAAUUUGUUCUUUGUCUCAAUCAGUGUAUGAAAAUCAUAGGUACCAAAAUCAAAGGAUGUUAUACAAGGGGUAUUGCUUCCAGAAAAUCUUGAGAAUCAUUGUACAUAAAUUUUCAUCAUCAUCCAAAUGUCAUAGAAAGCAUUACUUAGUAUUCUGAAAAGGAGUUCAUGGUAUAUCUUAUGAGACAACAUUUAAUAAAAAGUAGGGGAAGCAUUUAUUUGAUUGAUUCUGAAAAAAAAUGCAUGAACAAUGUGUAAUAAUAUUUUAGCGAUUCUUUUGCAGUUUGGGUAUUCAGAUGAAGUGUCAUGGUGGAUUCAGGAUCACUAAUGAAA